This is a messenger RNA of Rhinocladiella mackenziei CBS 650.93, 555 nucleotides long. RefSeq lists its product as uncharacterized. Lineage: Eukaryota; Fungi; Ascomycota; Eurotiomycetes; Chaetothyriales; Herpotrichiellaceae. The transcript has 3 exons. The record is from RefSeq and is a predicted model, not a curated record. Bases 1 to 555 code for a protein of 184 amino acids.
AUGCAUACCCUAACAAUCCUCACCACGGCUCUUCUCUCAAUUCUCUCACUCGCCACGGCGUCCCCUGUUCUCGAGGCCAGACAAACCACAGCACCCCCCGACCGGUACAACCUCCGCACCAAACUCGUCAACGGCGACCACAUAGACUGCGGCUCCAACAAGACUGAUCUGUGGGUGUAUUCCUACCACACCGGCGCUGGCCUAGGAGAUGCCGGCUUGUCUUCCAACAAAUCUGUCGCUUGGGAAGGGUACCUGAACGGCACACAACAAUACUUUACUUACGAAGGCAACGAGCUGGGUCCCUGGCCCAUGUAUAUCGGAUACGGCGCCUACCAACAAUGGAACCCAGCCACCAUCAGCAUCUCUGGAAUCCGCCAACCGUAUCAGGGCUUCUUCUUCAACUCGACCGGCCUGCAAUAUAACAACAGUCUUCACGGCUGGUUGGCUUGUGACUGGUGGCACGGCGUGCCUCAACUUUUCAACUUGGACGGUGGUACCUAUGGACCUAUCCCCAAGACUUGUUCCAAGGUCCAGCUGUUGCCUGUGGCUGUUUGA